GACCCUGAUACACGGAGAUGCCCAUUCAAAGGUUCAUGUUAUCAGUCACUGUGAGGAUCUAGAGGUUUCUUUUCUUGUCAAGUGUGAAUAAGAGGUACCAUUUUACCCUUUUCUCAAGGUCCAAGAUAUGACUCGACACGAUGAGGUUUCGGAGCCAGUUGACAAAUAUUGCCACGUUCACUAAAUUCACAGCGUCACUCUCAUCUCUGGGGAAGAUAUGCUGGGUGCGGCUUGAGGAAGAGCAUGUACGCUUCACAAUCAUUCCCGACCAAGGAACCCAGGUAUGGGCGCAGUUACCAAUUGAAACAAUAUUCGAUUCCUACUCGUUCUCGGCUGCUGCAGGUGUGAUCAACCUCGAAGUUCCGAUAGCAGCUCUGCACCGGGCCCUUAAAUCGGCGACUGAUGCGGCGUCAGCAACUUUACGCCUGACCAAAAAAGGAUCUCAGCCCCUUCUUGCUCUAACAAUUGUCAGUUCCUCCUGGACAGAUGGCAAAAACGCCCUUGGCGUUUCUCCUGCCCCCGGAUCCACCUCCCGAACUCAAACGGGAAAUCCUACGCAGCCACCAUAUUCCACGGAACAAGAAGGUCCCCAGCUAGGACCACGCGAACGCGAGACAUUAAUCACCCAAGAAGUACCCGUCCGCGUGCUCCAUCCAUCCGUCGUGGAGACACUCCACGAACCACGUUGUCGCGAACCUGACGUUCACAUUAUUCUUCCCAGCUUAAUCCAGCUCAAAAACAUCUCUGAGCGAUUUAACAGAUUAGCUGCAGACACCAUGAAGAGUACCGGCUCCACUUUGGUCGGCGGCGUUAGCACCGGUCCAAAACUGGAGUUAAGUGCAAAUAUGCACGGUUCAUUGAGACUGGGGAUUGCGACGGAUACUCUGAAGAUCUCGAGUGUGUGGACAGGAUUGGUCAAUCCAGAGCUUGAUCCCGCGCAGGUAUCCCAAGACGAGGCGCAUGUGCUACCCAGUGAGCGAAUGAGGGCAUUAGGUGGGGAGAAUGGCGAAAACGAGGAGGGGUGGGCGACUGUACGAAUAGAUGGUAAAGACUGGGGACGCGUCUUAAGCGUCGGGCGACUGAGCCCAAGGGUCGUUGCUUGUUUCAUUCAUAAUACCGCUUUGAUUCUAUAUGUAUAUCUCCAGGAUAGCUGUAGCGGAGACGACUCCUGUUUAACCUAUUAUAUUAAUUCUUAUGCCACCUAAGACCGCAGUAAAUCAAUACCUUCCCAAACUGCAUACCAAACACACUGGCUGGAGAUAUUUCUGGCGCUUACGGUGGAUAUAACAAAGACGAAUAGGCUUCAGGUUUAUGGCAAAGGGGGGGGCCUUUCUCGCACCCAUGAGUUGGUCUGACCUAGAUAAAAU
Messenger RNA from Coccidioides posadasii C735 delta SOWgp, 1367 nucleotides. RefSeq lists its product as uncharacterized. Gene Ontology annotation, cellular component: nucleolus; site of double-strand break; checkpoint clamp complex. Gene Ontology annotation, biological process: mitotic DNA replication checkpoint signaling; telomere maintenance; meiotic DNA integrity checkpoint signaling. Lineage: Eukaryota; Fungi; Ascomycota; Eurotiomycetes; Onygenales; Onygenaceae. The record is from RefSeq and is a predicted model, not a curated record.